Molecule: messenger RNA, 4849 nt
Organism: Magallana angulata
Lineage: Eukaryota; Metazoa; Mollusca; Bivalvia; Ostreida; Ostreidae
Product: nucleolar protein dao-5-like
Exons: 15
Coding region: 538-3525 (995 amino acids)
Source: RefSeq, a predicted model, not a curated record
UGAGAAAACUUUUAUGUAUUCUGCAUUGUGUCAAUAUUAAAUGCCAAAAUGUAUGUACACACAGAGAAAGAAAGAGUCGAGGAAAACACAGCUAGUGUAACAACGAUUUCUUCUUGAAUUUCUCAAGGUGAAACUAACUAAAGUCUCGACAGAUUCUUCCUCACCGUAACAUCCUAUAAUCAAGACUCGAUAGGAUACAGUAAAAUACUUACAGGAUACGUAUAUAUAUAUACAAUAGUGCAUUUAAGGUGUCUGUCCCUGAAGAUAAAUCCUGUUACGUGAGUGCUAGGAAUAGCAAACUUAAUGAUUCAAUGACGGAUACUGUGUUACAAAGAAAUAUAAUAUUUGGUGGUCUUUGUGCUCAGAAACAACUUGGAAUAUACAUGCAUAUUUCUUAAGAAAGGAAACGAAAGUGGACUGCAACUAGACAGAUAAAGAAGACCUUGAUUUGAAAGGUCAAGGGCUUUCAUCAGGGUCGUGUCAGGCCAUAGAGCCUGUCUGUAUCAAACUGUCAACCUAGAUAGAGAUAUAGUGAAGAUGGCAGAACAGAAAAGAGCUCAUCUGAACAGGAGCAUGGAAAAAAGCUUCGAGGAUUUACUCACGGGGCUGGAUGAUGAGUUUGAGCCAGAUAUAGAUGACAUCUUCACAAACUAUGAUCAUCUUCCUGAGAAAGUUACAGAUGCCACAUUUAAUGCUAUGGCUUUUCAAAAACCAAAAAGUCCUACCCCUACAUCUUCACGGCAGAAGGAAGAGGUUGAAGAGGACGAACCAAGUCCUGGAAAAGUCCAAAUGGAAGAAGACUUAGACAUUCAGUUACCCAGGGUAGCAAAAAACACAGACCCUGGAAUUCAGAGCGAGAGUGAAGAUGAGGAGCAUGAACCAUCAAAUGGGGAGUUGGAAUUUGUCUCCUCCAUUCAGGAGGGGGAGGAGGAGGGAGAAGGGGAGGUUUACGAUGCCUCCAAGUUGAUCUUGCCUUCUGUUGGGGAAAGCAGCACAGAUGAUACUCUGCUUGGAAAUGUGGAGCUUGAAGAAGAUGAAGAGGAAGAAGAGGAAGAUCUAGAAGAAGAUGAAGAGAAGGAAGAAAUUGAGGAGGAAAAAGCAGAGAGUGAAGAUGACAGUGAAGGAGAGGACAUGGAAGACCAGACCCAAACAAAGGAAGAAGGAAAGUUGAGGGACCAGAAAGACCUGACAAUGUUUUCAGGUCUGGACCAAGACGACUCGGAUCCUGAUAUUGAUAAGUUGGUAGCAGAGUGUGAUUUCCUGCCUGAGACUGUCACAGACUCCACUAUCAAUGCAAUGGUGGAUAGGAAUCGACCUUUGGCCAAGUCUUACAGACAGAGUCAGGAAGAAGAGAGUGAUGAACAGGAUGAGGAGGAAACCAUGGAAACAGACUCCGGCCCAGAAAGCAGCCCUCCACCGGAAGUAAAAAUAAGAGUUCAAAAAGAGGCCAGUUUAGAUUUCUCGGUUCUUGAGCCUGACAGCAACCAUCUUGAUGUGGAUAUUGGGAAGCAAAAGACCAAUUUGAGAAAGAAGGGUUCUCUGGCCAAGAGGAGGAAACCCACUCGAUCAACUGUCAGGAGCGCUCUUUUGUCAGGGGAGGAAACAUUAUUUGUAGAUUCCACAGAACCAAAAGUGGAGAAGACUAGCAGGAAGGAUGAUGAGGAUGAUGUGUUUGGUCAGAGAACUUCAACUUCCUCUGUUGAAGGAGCUCCAACUUCACCCCCAGCCAAGAAACCCAGUAAAGUCAUGGUGCCGCUACCAGGAUUCGGGGGUCCUGUGCCUGCGCUUAGAAAGAGAUCAGAGGAGCAGCAUGAGGCAGAAAUGGCAGUAGAUGAACCAAAGAAGAAGGACUUCAGGAGUUAUGGAGUUAAAUUACCUGUGCCACAACUGCCAAGGAAAAGUGAAUUUGAGGACACUCCAAGUAAACCUGUUUUGAGGAAAGUUCCCAGGAAAGACAGUGCUGAGAAGCAGGAGACGGAAGUACAGUAUGAUGUAUCUUCUUUGAAAUCAGUGAAAAAGGAAGCCAGAAAUUCAAAAGCGGAUUUGGAAUCUGACGUGUUCUUUGAGAAGCCCGCUUUACGUCAAGUAGCUAGAGACGAUAAUAAGGAUAGAAAUUCUUCGAGUGAAAUGACAUUUGAAAAGCCUGCAUUAAGAAAUGUAUCCAGACCAAGUCUGGACAAAUCAAAUGAAACGGACGUGAAGUUUGAGAUUCCAGCCCUGAAACAAGUGUCCAGAGAGAGAGGAGAAAGCAAUAAAUCUGAGACAGAUAGUGAUAAAACAUUUAGCAAACCACCUCUGAAAUCAACACCCAAACCAUCAGAGGAAAGGUCUGCACCAAUUUCUCCUAAAACGCCAGAACCUAAAACAUUCGAGCUGCCUAGUUUACGGCCAACCCCCAAAGCGAGCAGGAGCAAGCCAAUGGAUACUCAACAGGAUGUGGGCUCAUUCGAAAAACCGUCUCUGCGUAAUGUGUCAAGACCACUGGAGAGGAAGAACUCGGGAGAAGCAGGAUCAUUUGAGAAGCCUGCCCUUAGAAAUGUUGGCAAACCUCCACUGCCUGAGAAAAGGAUUUCCAUUGCUGAAGAUGAUAGCGAGGACAAACACAAAUUUGAUGUGCCUGCUCUUCGAAUGGUACCAAGGGACCAAAAACCUACCGAAACUCUAAGGAACAUUUCCCGAGGAGAAAAGGAGUCUGAUGUAGAGGUUAAUCGUAGACCCUCUCUGAAGUCUACACCUCGCAAAGAUCCCAUAAAGGCAGAAGAAGGUAAAGAAAAUCCAUCUUGGCUUAAAGACAUGAAACUGAGGAAAACUAGGAGUCAAGCGGACGACAUCAACAAUGUGGGUGAAAGCAGGGAGAAACCAGAAUGGCUUCAGACAGCCACUGAAAAGAGAGAAAAAGCUUUAGAAUCCCUCAAUUCUAAGGAAAAUAAAACAAAAUCUAGCUCAGAAAACAAAGUGCCUUGGUUAAGCCGAGACAAUCUCAAGAAAACUUCCACUCCCUUGCAAGAAAAUAAUGACAAUUCACAUUCCAAUCAAGAUGAAGUCAGAAAGAGACUCAGUUCUGUAGAUACAAAUGGUGACUUGGAUAUUCCUUCAAGGGAAAGAACUCCAUCAAAGAAGGAUGAUACAAGAGAGAAUUAUGUGCCAAGCUGGCAGCGGGCCAAGGACAAUCGUCAUGCAUCUAAUCCCAACCUAAACUUUGUGACUCCUUCCUCCAACUCGGAUGAACCUCCAGACUGGAAAAAGGCACUGGCCGAGAAAAGGAAAACAAGACGAGACUCUGAUACUCCGGUCAAACCGGCCCCUGGGGCGGACAGUCAGGAGAAAGGACUCCCUCCUUGGAAGAAGGAACUGGCCAAGAAAGGAAUGAAGCCCUCAGUUCCUGUCAAAACCUCAGCAGACUCGAAGAAAGUUGAACCCGAAUGGAAACAAAAGGCCGCUGAGAAAAGAGAGAGAAUAAUAACCCAUUUUAAGCCAGACCCAGAUGAUGAGGAAAAGAAACAGGACUCUUCGAUAAAACCCUGAGAAAGACGUAAAAGCCAUGGAGGAAAGGACUACAGAGCUGCAAUGACUACAUUUAAUCUGGUUCCUUUAGCAUUUAAAAUUGGAAUGAACAAUUUGCAUCAAGUUUGUGCACAUGCACUAUUAAAAUCAUAGGGUAAUUAUGAAAUGUAGCAACUCUCAUACUUGUAUAACCAUUAGCCUACACAUGCAUUAGCUAAUUGGAGAGAGUGUUUGUGUGUGAUAAGAAUGAUAUCGAUACCAAUUUUAUUUAAUUUGUGAAAGAGUACUUCGAUGGUAUGGGAAUUUUUUUUUAUCAUGCAAAGCAUGAAGACACUUAAUUGUAGCCCUGUCUGUCUCUCCUAUAGACUUCCCAAAGUAUAGUCACAGUGUAAAUGCAAUUGCAAGCAGUGCUUACUCCUUGGAUUUUUCCCCAUUCUGAUAUUAAUUAAUAUAUUUUCACUUUGUUACAUAGCUGAAAGGUUUCUUAUAGUGUCAACAAAAUAAAUUGUCAUAUGGGUCAACAUACAUGUACAUAAUUUUGCUUUGUUAUGUUUUUUCAUAAAUAAGUCAACCAUUUGUAUUCACAUCAUAUGCCUAGAUCUCAAACAAAAGCUAUUUGUAAGUAUUUUAUUUUCACCCUUACCAAUUGUUUCUGCAAUUCAUUUUACAGUUUGACUCAGAAAACUUAUUUUUUCAGUGAUUGCCCUGAAUGAUAAAUGUUCAUUAAUUAACAGUCAUUGAAAUCAAUGGCAUUUAGUUAUCUAGAGAGAUAGCCAACACUAGCAAGCUAAAAAUAUAUUUAUUUUCAAUUGAUUUAGUUUUUACAUGUCACUGUAGAUUUUGACAUUGUGAUGUAUAUUUUUUAAAUUUCCUCUCAAAGAGAUGAACUUUUUCUCUAAAACUGCUACCCUACUAAUGCUUUAUGACAGAAAACCUGAAAAAUAAUUCAUCUUCACUACAGUAUAAAGCUCAAACUGCUCUUAGUAACAUUCCAUUCUAUUUAUGUAAUGAAUUGUUUGAUUAAUUAUCCGUACCAUGGCUACGCUAGUUCUUCCUGCUGAAGAAAUGGAAAUGGGAAAUAAAAAUAAAGUUCGUGUUUUCCUGAUUAUCGUACAAGUGGAAUAAUGUAACAAAUAUAUCUAUAAUACUAGAAUUACCCUUUAGAUUAAUGAAGAGAGGUAUCCUGCGAGAAAAUAAUUCCUGGUGAAUGUUAUGAUGGAAAUAGAAUGGGACCAUAUCUAUAUAUUAAGCUUGGUUAUUCUUGGCCAUGUUUGCUCAUUGUGAUAGAAAGUGCUGAGGGUAUUUUGAUCCCUGGUUAAAUAGUAUUUUAUAGAUGAUUUUUCUU